Molecule: messenger RNA, 975 nt
Organism: Episyrphus balteatus (marmalade hoverfly)
Lineage: Eukaryota; Metazoa; Arthropoda; Insecta; Diptera; Syrphidae
Product: trypsin delta-like
Exons: 1
Coding region: 83-922 (279 amino acids)
Biological process (GO): proteolysis
Molecular function (GO): serine-type endopeptidase activity
Source: RefSeq, a predicted model, not a curated record
ACAUGUGUACAAACAAUUAUCGUAUUCCCGUGAGGGUAUAUAAGAUUAGCCCAAAAAUCAGUAUCUACGAAUCGGCACUAAAAUGUUACGCGCAACGGUUAUUCUAAUCCUUCUUUGUCUUACUAUUGGCCCAAGUUAUGGCCAAAAAAAGAAAAAAGUCGAUAAUGAUGAAAUUGAAGAUAAAAUUGUCGGAGGUUCAACUGGACUGAUAAGCGACUAUCCUUUCAUUGUAUCAAUCCAACGAAGAGAUGUACAUCAAUGCGGAGGAUCCAUUAUCAAACCUAGCCUUAUAUUGACAGCUGCUCAUUGCAUAGCUGUUUUUGCGAAAAGUGCAAUUAGUGGUAUAUCGGUUCGUGCUGGAGCAACAAUUUGGAGUCAAGGUGGCCAACAGGUUAAAGUCAAAAAAAUGAUUCCACAUCCGUUGUAUGAAAGCACAACAAAUGGUUACGAUAUUGGUUUUCUUGUACUGGAAAAACCUUUGGAGUUCGAUGAUACCGUUCAACCUAUAACUUUGGCUACCAAGAUUCCUGCUGGUAAUAAGGAAGGAAGAAUUCUUGGAUGGGGACUAAAGAAGGAAAAAGCCGAUGUGAUACCAAGUAUGUUGCAGGUAGCUCGGGUAAUGUCGAUUUCAAGAGCUAGGUGUGCUUCAGAAGAAUUUGGCUACAGUGAUGACAUUAAAGAUACUAUGAUUUGUGCACAAAAUCCUGGAGUUGACGCGUGCCAGGGUGACUCUGGUGGACCAUACGUGAGCUGGAAUUCUACAACUAAUAAGCCAGAUAAGCUCGUUGCAGUAACUUCUUUUGGAAAAGGUUGCGGUCGAAAAGAUUACCCUGGUGUUUACACUGCUCUAGCAGCGGUAUCCAAAUGGAUUCAAAAAAUUAUAGACCAAGUAGAUAGCUUCAAAGAACAUGUUGAGGCUUAAAAUGUCAAUUUCAAUUGCUUUUAUUUAUGUGUAAAUAAAUAUAUUUGCCAAAU